Messenger RNA from Octodon degus (degu), 3929 nucleotides. RefSeq names its product integrator complex subunit 7 (gene Ints7). The record is from RefSeq and is a predicted model, not a curated record. Gene Ontology annotation, cellular component: integrator complex. The coding region runs from base 222 to 3122 and encodes 966 amino acids. The transcript has 20 exons. Gene Ontology annotation, biological process: snRNA 3'-end processing. NCBI's taxonomy places the organism in Eukaryota, Metazoa, Chordata, Mammalia, Rodentia, Octodontidae.
CUUUUCUCCCAGCCGCGGGAACCUGGAGUUCAGGAGUUCCCUGAGCGCCUGCGCGGGGGGCCCGCAGAGGCGCCAGCGAACCGCGGGGUGAGCAGGGAGCAUGCGUAACGCGGCUCGACGGAGCGGAGGAAAAAGCCGCGAGACGCUGCGGAGAAGAUGGCGGUCCUGAGGCAGAAUUUGCAAUCUUCCUGACUGGGCUAGUCGAACAGCUUAUUCGGGUCAUGGCGUCAAACUCAACUAAGUCUUUCCUGGCAGAUGCUGGGUAUGGUGAGCAGGAACUGGAUGCUAAUUCUGCCCUUAUGGAAUUGGACAAAGGUCUGAGAUCUGGCAAGCUCGGAGAACAGUGUGAAGCAGUAGUUCGCUUUCCUAGGCUUUUCCAGAAGUAUCCAUUUCCCAUUCUGAUCAAUUCUGCAUUCCUAAAGUUAGCUGAUGUUUUCAGAGUUGGAAACAAUUUCCUCAGACUGUGUGUACUUAAAGUUACCCAACAAAGUGAGAAGCAUUUGGAGAAGAUUCUGAAUGUGGAUGAGUUUGUGAAAAGAAUUUUUUCAGUGAUUCAUAGUAAUGAUCCUGUGGCCAGAGCCAUCACACUCCGGAUGUUGGGGAGUCUGGCGUCAAUAAUCCCUGAGAGGAAGAACGCUCACCACAGCAUUCGGCAGAGCCUGGACUCACGCGAUAACGUGGAGGUGGAAGCUGCCGUCUUUGCGGCUGCAAACUUCUCUGCACAGUCCAAGGAUUUUGCUGUAGGAAUCUGUAACAAAAUCAGUGAAAUGAUUCAAGGUUUAGCUACCCCGGUGGACUUGAAGCUGAAGCUGAUCCCUAUCCUGCAGCACAUGCACCAUGACGCCAUCCUGGCUUCCAGUGCACGCCAGCUCUUGCAGCAGCUGGUCACAUCCUACCCCUCCACCAAGAUGGUGAUCGUUUCUUUGCACACUUUCACUCUGCUUGCAGCCUCAUCUUUGGUUGAUACGCCCAAGCAGAUUCAGCUGUUGUUGCAGUAUUUGAAGAAUGAUCCCAGGAAAGCCGUAAAAAGACUUGCGAUUCAAGAUCUGAAAUUACUUGCCAGUAAAACACCACACACUUGGAGUAGGGAGAAUAUUCAGGCACUCUGUGAAUGUGCCCUCCAAACUCCGUAUGACAGCCUGAAGCUCGGGAUGCUGUCUGUCCUCUCCACAUUAUCAGGGACCAUCGCCAUCAAGCAGUACUUCAGCAUAGCGUCGGGAAAUGUAAGUUCCUCUCCAAGAUCCUCUGAUUUAGUCAAAUUAGCCCAGGAGUGCUGUUACCAUAAUAACAGGGGCAUUGCAGCUCAUGGAGUAAGAGUUCUAACUAAUAUAACUGUCUCUUGUCAAGAAAAAGAUCUCUUGGCACUGGAGCAAGAUGCUGUCUUUGGCCUGGAAUCACUUCUGGUGCUUUGUAGUCAAGAUGAUAGCCCAGGUGCUCAAGCCACUUUAAAGAUUGCACUCAACUGCAUGGUGAAGCUGGCCAAGGGCAGGCCCCACCUCAGCCAGUCGGUAGUGGAGACCUUGCUGACUCAGUUGCACAGCGCCCAGGAUGCUGCGCGUGUCCUGAUGUGUCAUUGCCUGGCAGCCAUUGCCAUGCAGCUGCCUGUGCUGGGUGACGGGAUGCUUGGUGACCUCGUGGAGCUCUACAAGGUGAUCGGACGCUCAGCCACGGACAAGCAGCAGGAGCUUCUGGUGAGUUUGGCCACGGUGAUUUUCGUGGCCAGCCAGAAGGCAUUGUCUGCUGAAGUCAAGGCCGUGAUUAAGCAGCAGCUUGAAAGUGUCUCCAAUGGGUGGACCGUGUAUCGCAUCGCCAGGCAGGCCUCCAGGAUGGGUAAUCAUGAUAUGGCCAGAGAGCUUUAUCAGAGCCUGCUGACUCAGGUUGCCUCGGAACACUUCUACUUCUGGCUGAACAGUUUGAAGGAGUUCUCACAUGCAGAGCAGUGCCUCACUGGGCUGCAGGAGGAGAAUUACAGCUCAGCACUGUCUUGCAUUGCCGAGGCUUUAAAGUACUACCACAAGGGGAUUGCUUCCUUGACAGCUGCCAGUACCCCACUGAAUCCUUUAAGUUUUCAGUGUGAAUUUGUGAAACUCAGGAUUGAUCUUCUACAAGCCUUCUCGCAACUCAUCUGUACCUGUAAUAGCCUAAAGACAAGCCCUCCCCCAGCAAUUGCCACUACAAUUGCCAUGACCUUAGGAAAUGACCUUCAGAGAUGUGGUCGCAUCUCCAAUCAGAUGAAACACUCCAUGGAGGAAUUCAGAGCCCUGGCUUCCCGAUAUGGAGAUCUGUAUCAAGCAUCUUUUGACGCUGACUCGGCCACAUUGAGGAAUGUAGAGCUACAGCAGCAGAGCUGCUUACUGAUAUCUCACACAAUAGAAGCCCUGAUUUUGGAUCCAGAAUCUGCAAGUUUCCAGGAGUACGGGUCUGCGGGAGCAGCCCAUGCUGACAGUGAAUAUGAGCGGAGGAUGACGGCUGUGUACAGUCGUGUCUUGGAGGAGGUGGAGUCACUGAACCGGAAGUACAGCCCUGUCUCAUACAUGCACACGGCUUGCCUCUGCAAUGCCAUCAUUGCCUUGCUGAAAGUUCCCUUGUCGUUCCAGAGAUACUUCUUCCAGAAACUGCAGUCUACCAGCAUCAAGCUUGCUCUGUCGCCAUCACCCCGGAACCCUGCAGAGCCCAUUGCCGUCCAGAAUAACCAGCAGCUGGCGCUGAAGGUGGAGGGAGUGGUUCAACAUGGAUCAAAACCAGGACUCUUUCGCAAAAUCCAGUCUGUCUGCCUAAAUGUUUCUUCCACACUGCAGAGUAAAUCUGGUCAAGACUACAAGAUACCCCUUGACAGCAUAACCAAUGAGAUGGAGCAGAGGGUUGAGCCCCAUAAUGAUUACUUCAGCACCCAGUUUCUUUUGAACUUCGCCAUCCUGGGAACGCACAGCAUCACAGUGGAGUCCUCAGUGAAGGACGCUAAUGGCAUCGUAUGGAAAACUGGCCCUAGAACGACCAUAUUUGUGAAGUCCCUGGAAGACCCUUAUUCCCAGCAGAUUCGCCUACAGCAGCAGCAAGCCCAACAGCCGUUGCAGCAGCAGCAACAGCAGCAGCAGCAGCGAAACGCCUAUACACGAUACUGACCUCAUGGGGACGGCACUGCAGACUCUUGCUAUACCUGUCAGAGGCCAAGAUAGUUUGCUUGCCUUUGUUUUUGGUACCAAGAAUCAAACUCAGGACCUCUUGCUUACCAGGCAAGCACUGUACCACUGAGUUCCCAGUCCCUAGUUUACUUUCUUAUGUGGAUUGUGAAGUUCACAUUGAUUUCUAUAAUGUAACAUUUCGGAAAAUGGUGGGGUUAUUUUACCCCCCUUUAAAAAUUUUUGAUUAAGUGAUAAUGUAAGUUCUUAGCCAAAAAGACUUCUUUUUCUUAUUUCUUCUUACAUUAAGUCUUUUACCUCAUAUUUAACAGUUUGGUGGUUUUUCUGUUUUCUAUUGCUAAGCCGUUUCUCCUUUUAAGAAUAGUCCUCCAUUGGGAUCAUGGAAUUAUUAAGUGUGACUGUGUCUCUGCCUUGGAACACAUCAUGCACUGUCCAACUUGGCAGGAAUCGGAACUGGGCGUUGAGCUCUUCAUACAACCGCAGAAGCUGAGCCCCCCAUGGGGGCCCUGGAUGUGUCUGACACCCCGAACCCCUGGAUCCUGGGGUCUGCAGCCCUGCAGGAUUGAAGCAUCCUGCUGCUGUAUUAUUUCAGCCAAGGCUUUGUGCUGAUGCAACUUGAAUUUACUGUUCUGGUGUCUUACUCACAUGAAGAGCAGCUAGCAGUUAAUAACUGGAGAUUACUGAUUUGUUGAGUGUUUUCAGUGUGUGUGACUAUGUCAUAAAAAUAUUGUUUCCAGAAGUGAAAAGGUAGCUUCAUGUUUUAAGUUAAAGGGAGCAGACCUUUUCUUU